Molecule: messenger RNA, 2965 nt
Organism: Salarias fasciatus (jewelled blenny)
Lineage: Eukaryota; Metazoa; Chordata; Actinopteri; Blenniiformes; Blenniidae
Gene: schip1
Product: schwannomin interacting protein 1
Exons: 8
Coding region: 498-2006 (502 amino acids)
Biological process (GO): positive regulation of hippo signaling
Cellular component (GO): cell junction; plasma membrane
Source: RefSeq, a predicted model, not a curated record
UUCACGUCUUGUUUUCCCGGGAAAUAACUCGGGAGAUUAAAAGGCCGCGCGAAGCAUCCAAAAAUCGUGCGCAAGCCAGCCCACAGUAUAAAGUGGACGCACUUUACUCGGAGCCUAUUUAUUUCCCAGCUGACGUGGGAGCGAGAGCGCGCAGGGCUGGAGUGUCGGCUGGGCAUCGCUCCGUGCGCGCCGGGGAGGAACGGGAAGAAGCGGCGCUGGGAUUUUAACACCUCCACCUUCCUUCUAUUUAUUUAAUUUUUUUUUUCUUUAAUCAGGACUUGGCUCUCCUCUGUGGACAGACUCCACGCGCAGAGCGAUGAGUCCUCUGAAAUCUCCCCCGGCUCUCUGUCAUUUCUCCGGUGAAGCCAGCAGACCCACCGCCGCCCGCCCUUAGAAUAAAACAGCCGCUGUAAAACAAGUCAGCACCGUCGCCGCGAUCUAACUGCUGGGAUUUACACUUUACCAUGUCUUGAGACGUGGAGGGCAAGCCUGCAAAGAUGAUGACAGAUUACCGGGAGGAUGGCAUGGACCUGGGGAGCGAUGCGUCCAGUCGCUCCAGCUCAGAGUCCAACUCCAACAAGGUCACACCUUGCUCCCCCUCUCUCGACUUGGCCACUUUGGAGGACUACAAAUCCUCCCCCUCCCUGGACCUGGUCACAUUAGAUGACUAUGAGGAGGAUGAGGACUACCAGGAGUACAAGAAGAAGGUGAUAGAAGAGUGGGAGAGCGAGUAUGGGGAGGACUACACCUCCCCGCAGCCGUCUGGUCAGGAGGAAGGCAGAGGGGCGGAUGUGAACGCUGACAGCGUUGGCGACGGCUACGGGUCAACCGUGAACAGUCGCAGCCUCGCUGAAGAGCUACAGGACGUGAAGACCACCCCGCCCCUGCCGCCCCCAGAGGGACGCACCGCCACCUCGGUUGCUGCCGUCCCAGACGAACUGAAACAGAACGGCAAUCUGAUUUUUCCCGGAAGCGACCACACUGCAGAUGCGCCACAGGAUGGCACAGGGACUCCCAAACCCAACCAUCGCAGCUCCAGCAAGGGCAGGGGGAGCCGCCGCAGCAGCGGCGGUGGCGGCGGUGGUGGAGGAGGAGGAGGAGGAGGAGGAGGAGGCAGAAGGGGGACCGGAGGACUGGUGCAAGGAUACAGAGAGGAAGAGGGUGUAGAGGAAGAACCUCUGCCCACCAUGGACUGGGCUGCCCUGGAGAGACACCUGGCUGGGCUGCAGUGCAGAGAGCAGGAGAACCACAACCUCAACCACAACCAGAACCACAACAUGGGCAAGACAAACUACACCUCAGCCCAGAAGAAUGAGCGGGAGUCGAUCAGGCAGAAGCUGGCCCUGGGCAGUUUCUUUGACGAUGGACCGGGUAUCUACACCAGCUGCAGCAAGAGCGGCAAACCCAGCCUGUCCUCACGGCUGCAGAGCGGCAUGAACCUACAGAUCUGUUUUGUGAACGACAGCGGCAGCGACAAGGACAGUGAUGCAGACGACAGCAAGACGGAGACCAGCCUGGACACACCUUUGUCCCCCAUGUCCAAGCAGAGCUCCUCCUACUCGGACCGGGACACCACGGAGGACGACUCGGAGUCUCUGGAGGACAUGGACUUCUUGAGUCGACAGAAGAAGCUGCAGGCGGAGGCCAAGCUGGCACUGGCGAUGGCCAAGCCCAUGGCCAAGAUGCAAGUGGAAGUGGAGAAACAGAACCGCAAAAAGUCCCCGGUGGCAGACCUGCUUCCACACAUGCCCCACAUCAGCGAGUGUCUAAUGAAGAGGAGCCUGAAGCCCACCGACUUGAGAGACAUGACUCUGGGACAGCUCCAGGUCAUCGUCAAUGAUCUGCACUCCCAGAUUGAAAGUCUGAAUGAGGAACUUGUACAGUUGCUACUGAUCCGAGACGAGCUACACAUGGAGCAAGACGCCAUGCUGGUCGACAUAGAGGACCUCACCAGGCAUGCCGAGAGCCAGCAGAAGCAUAUGGCUGAGAAGACCCUAUCCAAAUAAGAUGCCCCACCCCCGCCCCCCCUUGCUGCCCCCUGCUUCCCUCUGCUGAGCCCCCCCCCCCCCCCCCCAGCUUCAAGACGAACGUUCUCCCUCUGGCUAUUCCACCUCUGCCCUGUGCCAAUCCAAAACCCUCCCCUGCUUGUCCCGAGUAUUUUGCCCCUCGCUGCUUCCCUGUUCUACCCCCCCUCCACCGCCCCCGUCUACCUUUCAGUCCAACUCACUGACUCCAGUGAUUGCAAGUAGCACAGAAGAAGAAGAAGAAGAAGAAGAAGAAGGCCACCUUCGUUCAUUUGCCUCUGUGGUUUUUCUCCCAGCGAGGAGGAGCGUCUCCCGCCUCCCGGGAGACGAGGAACCUGAUUGUGUGUUUGUCCUGGACUCUGCCCCCCCCCCCCCCCCCCCCCCAGCUUCCUGUGCAGUGAUCGGCCUUGCUUUGCUACCGUUUCUUUUUAACUUUCUACAUUCGCCACUAAAUUAUAACUGUUCAAAUGCAAAAAUUGUGGGUUUAAAAAAAAAAAUAAGUAAAAAAUAAUCGUAAAAAAUUUAGUAGAAAGUCAGUCAUGAGAAGAAAAAAAAAGAAACAACAGUGUAUAAAAAAGCGACGGAAAACUAACUUCUUCAGACCAUUUUAAGUUGGACAGUAAUUUUAAAGUAUUUCAAAGUCGACCCGUUUUUAUUCUGCACAAAUGGUAGUUUUCAACUGAGAAAUGUUCAUUUGAAGGUGCUAAAAGAGUGUAAAGGAAACAUGCCUGCCUUGUAGUGGAGUUGUAGAUUUUUGGUAAUACGUUCACUCUAAUUGCUCUUCAACAUUUUGUGAAUGUUGAUUUUCUGACACGAGUCAUUUUAAAUGAAUAAGUGUGUUAAUAUCGUUUUCAUCCUACUGUAUUCAGAUACUUUAUUUGAGGGAAAAAAAAUGUUUAUGUACAGAUAUGUAAAAUAAAGAAUAAACUUUGUUUCAUAUA